AUGCUAGCUGUCGUUCCAGCCAACGUCGUUAUUGCAACACAGGAGAUCGUAGAAAUUGCCAGAGAAUCGGAUCCCGAUGCAAUAAGAACACUCAAAAUCCUUACCAAGCCCGAUCUCGUGGACAAAGGCGCAGAAGAGAAAAUCAUCGAGCUAGUCGAAGGAAGCUAA
This is a messenger RNA of Aspergillus luchuensis, 168 nucleotides long. RefSeq lists its product as uncharacterized. Bases 1 to 168 code for a protein of 55 amino acids. The transcript has a single exon. Lineage: Eukaryota; Fungi; Ascomycota; Eurotiomycetes; Eurotiales; Aspergillaceae. The record is from RefSeq and is a predicted model, not a curated record.